CCCACUCUCUAAUCUCUGAUCUCUGAUUUCCAUAUCGGGCUCUCUCUUUCUGUCACUGGUUUUCAAAUCGGCCUGCAGGGUCGCUGAUAACCCUCUCUGUCACUCUGUUCGAAAUCCUAGAAAAUGAUCAUAUUUCCUCUGAAUGAUGCAGUCUCAUACACACCAAUUCACGCAAGCCGUGUAGAUUAUUGGGUGGUUUUGAGGCAUUUCCAUGGCCGGACGUUUGCGAGGCCGAGCACUGUAUUUGCUUUCUCAAGUCAGCAACCAUGGCGAUUUGGCGGUGAAGCUCUCUUCGUUGAAGCAGGCCAAGGACAUAAUGGUCGCUGCCUGCCCUUCUCUCGCUCCCGAACUCUUCCCCUGUCUGGCCGAACUUCAGCAUUCCCCUGAACCCCUAGUUCGGAAAUCUCUCAUCCAGGUCGUAGAAGAGAUGAGACACUCUUUGAUAUUUGUGCGAGUCUUAUUGGCAUUGUUAAAAGAUAAAGAUUCUGCUGUUGCAAAACAAUCCAUUUUCAGUGGCACCAACUUCUUUUGCAGCAUUGUUGAGGAGUUAUCACUACAGUUCCAUCAGCAUGGUAUUGUUGAGAGGUGGCUUGAAGAGCUGUGGACAUGGAUGAUUAAGUUCAAGGAUGCUGUCUAUGGCAUUCUGUGGGAGGCUGCUUCUGCUACUACAAAGCUUUUGGCUUUGAAAUUCUUGGAGACAUGUGUUUUACUUUUUACACCUGACUGUAAUGAAUCUGAGAAACAAACUCCAAAAGCUAUAACAAGAAGUGGCCGGGCUUUCAGAGUUUCAUGUCUGUAUGAUGGCCACCCUGUGCUUAAUCUAGUUGCACUUGCAUCAGAAGCAAAUAAAUCCCUUGCCAUCCUACUAGACUUGUUGCGAUCAGUUGACAGUUUAACUGGGUUAUUGACAAUAUCUAUUAUUAAUUGUCUAGCAACCAUUGCAAGGAAGAGACCCCUCCACUAUAAUUCCAUUCUUUCUGCAUUGCUUAACUUUGAACCAAACUUGGAGACAGCGAAAUGUCAUAUGGCCAGUGUUCUUUAUUCUCUAAGAACUGCUUUUCUGGGGUUCCUUAGGUGCACUUAUCCUGCCGUAUUGGAGUCAAGAGGCAGAUUACUUGGGGCAUUACAAGGAAUGAAUGCUGGAGAUGUAGCUGAUCAAGUUAUCCGUCAAGUUGAUAAAAUGAAGAAAAAGAGUGAUCGGGCUUCACGUGAUGCCCAGUUGAUUAGGGCAUCAAGUCAGCUACCUGUUGCAGGUGAUGCCAUAAGAAAAAGGGCCUUGCCUCUGGAAAAUGAAGAGCCAAACAGAGGUCUUGAUAUGGAUGCCAAAAGAAUUUGUCACGGUUCUAAGGUUUCUCUUCUGAAUAGUGGUUUAACUCCCGCAGAACAAAUGCUUGCCGUGAUUGCUGCUUUAAUCGCAGUAGGUAACAGAGGGGCUAAAUCAAUUGAAAUAUUAAUCUCUGAAAUCCAACCUGAUCUGUUGGCUGAGAUGGUCAUAACUACUACUCAACACCUGCCUAAAGACUCUCCACCAUUAGGGAGACUUUAUGACCAGCCGGUAACUUGUCAAAGUGCAACAGGGUCGAACAAACGAAGGGAAUCGAGACUGGCCGAUCGGUCUCGCUGAUGAUCAAGACUUUGGGUUGGAUUCUUGCGACAUCUACUAAGUUGCAACGGCCAAACGAAGAAGAACCAAGACAUGACGAUUAGUCUCAGUGGUGAUUAAGGGCAGCUUUCGACAGAAAUUCAAGCAACUUUGGUCCGUCGUUGGAAGGCAAAGCAGAGAAUCAGACACUGUUGGAAGUGCAAGACGAAGUAGCAUCGACCACUAGAUGGUGAUUAGGUGAGAAGUAGGCGCGGGCUGGGGGCGAUCGUGGGGUCACGGUGAUCGCGAAUUCAGAGGCAAGUUGUCCUUGGCUAUUGACUUGGAUCUGGAUGAUUUAGGAAGGUGGUUACUGAAGCAGAAUUCUUGGCGAUUCUUGGGUGAUUCUCCUAGGCGGCUGUUGUGGGGUGAUUUUUGGACAGAAUUCCAGUGAAUUUAGAAGCUGAUAGUAGGUGAACUUGAAGGUCGAACUAACUUGAUCGGGAUUAGGAGGUAUCAGUGUUGCCCAACGGAUUAGGCUUACGGAACUUGAAAAGCAGUUGGGGGUGGAUUUUUGAAGGCGAAUCCUGGUGGGUGAUUCUUGGAUGUGAAUUCUAGCGAUCCCUUGCGGUAAUUCCGAUCCGGCUUCAUCAAGGUUGAUCAUAACGGAGUAGAGAUUUUAGGCGAUUUUGGCGCAUGCAAGAGUUCGAUGAUUUCAAUUGGUCUCGGCUGUACGGUUCUUGGAAAUUGCUCAAGGCGAUAGACAAAUUUCCAGGCGAUAGACAGAUUGCUGUUUCAGAGGUGAAUUUGCAAGGAUUUGAACUGAGAAGAUGGAUACAGGAAUUGCAAAUACUUGGGAUAGUAUUGACAGCAAAUUGAAUGGUUUAUCGAGUAUGUUUGAUGAAUUUUUUAUUAAGUCUACCGAGAAGAAUCAAGUUGGAGACAAGAGUUACAACGAAGAGUUCAACAAGUUGAAACAUGAGGACUCGGUUAUGGAGUAUUUGGUCAAGUUUGAGAAAUUGAAAGCACAGAUGCUCCAUUCCGAUCCAAUCUUGAAUGAGUCUUAUUUCGUAUCAAGAUUCACUAAUGGUCUUAAUAAUAUGUUGAGGCUUAUGGUGAUUAUGUUCCGUCCUACUACGGUGGAACAAACGGCAGAGAAGGUGAGGCUGCAAGAAUUGGCACUGGAAACCAUUUGUAGAAAGCAUGAGCUACCACUUAAAAGUUUUCUUAAGAGCAACCAGUAGAACAAAGGUAUUUCUAUAGCUACCCCUAGUUUACAGCAAGAAGUUGAUGAAUUUCCUACAAUGGAUCAGGAAAUUCAGAAGUACAAGAUAAUCCUAUUGAGGAGAUCUCUUGAGAUCUCUAUGGAAGAUGAGGAAGUAGAAGAUGCUGUGAAUUUGAGAAAGGAUAUGAUCAUAACAACUCUGGAUUUAGAAGACUUUAAGUUUGUUUCUCUUGAAAAAAAAGGCACCCUUCCAAUACCUAAUGGCAAUACAAAGUUAAAUUUUGAGAAUCUACUGAAUAGAGACAAAGAGGAGGAGGAAAAAGGAUAAAAAUGUCAACGGGUGGAAAAAGAUUUUGUUGACCUUUUAGGCACUACCAAGGAAAUCAGAACAAAUGAUAGGGUUGGAGAUUUCUUAGCCACUGAAAAGGUAGAGGAGUUGGUGCUGAUUUUAUUAGAGGAAAACGAAAGCAAUACUUCAAAAGAGCUUGAAAUUCCUGCUGAACAACGAAAUGUUGUUUCCUCUCUCAUUCAUUAGAUAAAACCAAGAAGGAGAAAGAAAAAGAGGCCAAGGCUGGUAAGAGAAAAUAACAAGAAAAGGUGAAGAAGAAUUCAGAUUGUGAAGGCGAGAAUUGGAUGAAGAAUUGGGUCAGCAGCUUCAAGGAGGCGGGAAAUGUCAUGACCCCAAGGGCAUUAGUUGUAAUUGUUCUUGUUUGUAUUUUCCUUAGUGUGUAGUUACUUGAGUUGUUAGUUGGUUAGUUUGUUGAUAACUGAAUUGGGUGUAAACAACCUAUAAAGAGGUUGUAGGUUAGAGAAUAAAGGCUAUCAAUUGAUUGAAUAAAACAUUCUGUCUCCCUCUGUACAU
Molecule: messenger RNA, 3666 nt
Organism: Diospyros lotus (date-plum)
Lineage: Eukaryota; Viridiplantae; Streptophyta; Magnoliopsida; Ericales; Ebenaceae
Exons: 8
Coding region: 212-1624 (470 amino acids)
Source: RefSeq, a predicted model, not a curated record